This is a messenger RNA of Trichoplax adhaerens, 1668 nucleotides long. RefSeq lists its product as uncharacterized. Gene Ontology annotation, molecular function: metal ion binding. The coding region runs from base 1 to 1668 and encodes 555 amino acids. NCBI's taxonomy places the organism in Eukaryota, Metazoa, Placozoa, Uniplacotomia, Trichoplacea, Trichoplacidae. The transcript has 20 exons. The record is from RefSeq and is a predicted model, not a curated record. Gene Ontology annotation, cellular component: mitochondrion.
AUGGUAUCUACUUUUAGUACAGUCAAUGCAAUUGCAGCUGUUCUCUUAGCAGAAAAUAGUGUGGCUCAUAAACAGGCGAAUGGACGACGCCGCCGUGAUAGUCCCUCUUACACUCUCGGCAAGCCACUUUCUUCCUUCUACGAAGGUCCAGCCAUGUCUCAUUUAAGUAGAAUCGGUAAAACCUGCCAUGGAUCGCACAUCCUGCCUAGAGUUGCAUCUUCUAUUCGCAACUCCAGGUUGUACUCAAUGGCUGCUGUUCCCCUGUCUGAAACACCAAAACGAGAAUGGAAACCCAUUGAACGAAAACAACCACAACCAGCCCAGAUUACACGUUUGGAGAAUGGCAUGACCGUUGCUUCCAUUGAAGAUUACUCGUCGACUACACGAAUUGCUCUCUAUGUCAAUGCAGGCAGUCGUUACGAACGAUUCAACACCUUAGGAGCUUCGCAUGUUAUGAAGAUCUGCGCUUUCUUGGCUAACAAAGAAAAUUCUGCAUUGAAAAUCACCAGAGAGGCGGAACUUUUAGGAGCUAACUUACAGGCCAAAAAUACACGGGAGCACUUGAUCAUUUCCUCUGAUUUUCUAAGAGAUCGAGUUCAACCUGUCUUGAGUAUCAUCGCCAGUACAGUCAAAGAUCCUUGUUUCUAUAGAUGGGAGGUCAAUGAUAGAAAAGAUCACCUUUUUACGGAUUUAGCUGCUAAAGACACUGAUAUUCAUGCAGGUCAUUAUCAAUGUGAUUUUACCACGUUUACUCCUAACUUUGAAACAAUUGCUAGGUGUGUCAGAUUAGUUAUGGUACUCAUCUUACAACUAUUUAUUUCAGGCAUCAUGGAAGCUGUUCAUCAGGUAGCAUACAGAGGGCCACUUGCCAAUUCUAUUUAUUGCCCAUCAUUCCGAGCAAAUUCACUAUUUUCUGAUGUGCUCCAAAGCUUCGCUCAAGAGUGCUUUACUGGGCCUGCAAUGACUCUUGUUGGAUUAGGCGUAAACCACGACGAAUUCGUACAGAUUGCAUCAUCAUCCUUUGAAGGUAUUUCUGCCAAAAGACCUGGUGAAAAGCAAAAGUCUUUCUACGUUGGAGGUGAUGCUCGCUGGUGGGCGGACUCACCGUUGGUCAAUGCAGCAGUUGUUACCGAAGGUGUCGGCUUGGAAGACAAAGAUAUACUAGCGGCUGGUUUAUUAACGAGAAUAUUAGGCGGUUCUCCAUUAAUUAAGUAUGGAAACAAUACUGAGACCUCAAGACUAUCGAAAAGCGUCAGCGAAGCCACUACUUCACCAUACACAGUCUCUAGUUUGAAUAUAAAUUACUCAGAUUCUGGACUUCUUGGUAGUUAUGUAAUUGCCAACGCAGCCGAUAUUGAUAAAGUUUUAAAGGCCAUUGUUAAUCAGUAUCGCAGUGUCGCUGAGAAGGGUAUAUCAAAUGAUGAAUUGACUAGAGCAAAAAAUCAGCUAAAAGCAUAUGCAGCUAUGUCAUAUGAGAAUCCUGCAUCUAUUAUGCAAGAUCUUGCAGUGCAGGCUGGAUACACUGGAAGCUAUAAAUCUCCCGUUGAUGUUUUAAACGAAGUUGAUAAAGCAUCUGUUGAAGAUGUCGUUAAGGUCGCAAAACGACUAUUUAGUGCACCUCUUACGCUUGUUGCAAGUGGUAAUAUCGAAAAAGUGCCUGCUCUGUAA